This is a messenger RNA of Scheffersomyces amazonensis, 1165 nucleotides long. RefSeq names its product F1F0 ATP synthase subunit 4 (gene ATP4). The transcript is spliced from 2 exons. Bases 49 to 762 code for a protein of 237 amino acids. Lineage: Eukaryota; Fungi; Ascomycota; Pichiomycetes; Serinales; Debaryomycetaceae. The record is from RefSeq and is a predicted model, not a curated record. Gene Ontology annotation, biological process: proton motive force-driven ATP synthesis. Gene Ontology annotation, molecular function: proton-transporting ATP synthase activity, rotational mechanism.
CAAGCUUAAAGUCAUACUGUUAUAGAUUGUUAAGUCAGGUCGUCCAUAAUGUCUAUGAUGAAUAGAUUAGCUUUAAGAUCAAGCCGUCCAAUUGCUGGAUUGGCUGUCCGUCCAUCUUCAAUUGGUUUACGUUACCUUUCAACUCCAACCCCAACUCCAGUUGAACCAAAGCAAAAGGCUACUUCAAUCAUUGAUGCAUUACCAGGUAAUAAUUAUUUAUCAAAAACUGGUGUAUUAGCUACAAGUGCAGCAGCUGCCAUUUAUGGUAUUUCAAAUGAGUUAAUUGUUUUACAUGAUGAAACCAUCUUAGUUUUAACUUUUGGAGCAUUUGUUACUUUAGCUGCUAAAUUUGUUGCUCCAUUAUAUACUGAAUGGGCUGAUGGAGAAAUUAAAAAAGUUAAUGAUAUAUUAAAUGAAUCUAGAACUAAACAUGUUACAGCUGUUAAAGAUAGAAUUGAAUCUGUUUCUCAAUUAAAAGAUGUUGUAACUGUUACCAAGCAAUUAUUUUCAAUUUCAAAAGAAACUGCUGAAUUAGAAGCUAAAUCAUUUGAAUUAAAGCAACAACUUGCUGUAGCUCAUGAAGCUAAAUCUACCUUAGAUUCAUGGGUUAGAUUUGAACAACAACAAAGACAAUUAGAACAAGAACAAUUAAUUAAAUCUGUCUUAGAUAAAGUUAACAAAGAACUUGAAAAUCCAAAAUUCCAAGAAAGAGUUUUAGCUGAAUCUGUUUCUGAAGUCGAAAAGUUAUUCACUAAGAAUUAACUUUCAAAUGUCAUUUCAUGAAUUUUAUAAAUCUUCACUAUAUUAUUUAAAUAUUAAUUUAUUUACAUUAGAAAAUACAAAAAAUUAUUAUUAUAAUUUUAUUUAUUAAUUAUGAUACUUAUUGGUUAUUAAAUGUGUAGGUUUCCAAAUAUGUAAAGAAUUAUCAUCUGCUACACUUGCAAUUAACCAAUCAUCAUGAUAUGACCAAUCAAAAUCAUUAACCCCUAACAUAUGACCAGCAUGUAAAAAUAUAAGACCUUGAUUUGAAUUAAUAUUUGAAUUACUUAUAUCAAAUAAUCUUACCAGACCAUCAGUUGAUGAAGAUCCAAGAAUAUUAUGAUAUUUUGGAUGCCAUUUAACUUGAGUUAUUGAAUCAGUAUGUUGAUUAUUAAUUUGAAUUAGA